Molecule: messenger RNA, 1224 nt
Organism: Capsella rubella
Lineage: Eukaryota; Viridiplantae; Streptophyta; Magnoliopsida; Brassicales; Brassicaceae
Product: putative F-box protein At2g19630
Exons: 1
Coding region: 1-1209 (402 amino acids)
Molecular function (GO): protein binding
Source: RefSeq, a predicted model, not a curated record
AUGAAAACACGACGGCAAACCGUUUCUGAGAAUCCUCUCACCAUCACCCGACGCAAUACACGACCAGACAACGAGAGAAAACUCAUUGCAGACCCAGUUGAUCUAAUUAUCGAGAUAUUGGCGAGGCUGCCGGCGAAAUCUAUAGCUAGAUGUCGCUGCCUAUCGAAGCUAUGUGACUCCACGCUUCGCCUUCCCUAUUUCACUGAGUUGUUCUUGACCACAUCUUCGGCUCGCCCGCAGCUAUUGUUCGCCUGCCAAAAACACGGCAAGUUGUUCUUCUUCUCCUCGCCUCAGCCUCGAAAUCCCGAUGAGAACUCGUCUCCCAUAGUCGCUGAUUAUCAUAUGAAGCUCUCCGUUGAUGGUCCUGUUUAUGAAAUGAAUGGUAUUGUUCAUGGCUUGGUCUGUCUCAUUUAUAAUACGCGGAUCCCAAAGGGAAAAACGGAAAAGGUGCAGGUGAUAUGUAACCCUAGCACCGGUCAGUCCUUACCUUUACCUAAAGUGAGGACAAAGAGAGUUACUGUGGUAAGCUAUUUGGGAUAUGAUCCAGUUGAUAAAAAAUACAAGGUACUGUCCAUGACCUGGCUAACACUUGGCAACCAAGUCGUGUGUGGUGAGCAUCAAAUCCUUACUUUAGGGACUCCAAAACUUUCUUGGAGGAUGAUCGAAUGUUGCAUACCACAUGAUUUACCACAUAAACAUAUAUGCAUCGAUGGUGUUUUGUAUUAUCCAGCUACUAAUAGGUCUUCAGUGGUUAAUAUGAUAGUUUGCUUUGAUGUAAGGUCUGAAACUUUUAAGUCUAUUACAGUCGUGGGAGCUGUUUAUAGAGCAGUGCGUGAUGGACAUAUGAUCAACUACAAUGGUAAAUUAGGUUUACUUGUGUGUGAGGGUUCUUGGUUUGUUGAUGGAAGCCUUGAGUUGUGGGUUUUAGAAGAGAUUGAAAAGCAAGUAUGGUCGGAGCAUGCAUACGUGUUUCCCCCUUUGUGGAAAGAUAUAGUGGGAACUUCCUGCUCACGCUUUGUUGGAGUGACUCGAACAAAUGAGAUUGUGUUCUUCUUUGAACGUAUGAUGCAUUCAUGUGUUAUUUACUGCAAUCUGGAGAGGAAGACGAUCGUAAGAGUUGGAAUCGAUGGAUUUGAAUCGCUUAAGAAUCGUAUGGUUCACAUCUUUUUAGACCAUGUAGAAAACGUUAAUCUUGGGCUAGCGUUUUAGUUUAAGAUUUUGUAA